Alosa alosa (allis shad) is the source of this 5092-nucleotide messenger RNA. RefSeq names its product sema domain, immunoglobulin domain (Ig), short basic domain, secreted, (semaphorin) 3B (gene sema3b). Bases 672 to 2990 code for a protein of 772 amino acids. The transcript is spliced from 18 exons. Gene Ontology annotation, molecular function: chemorepellent activity; semaphorin receptor binding. The record is from RefSeq and is a predicted model, not a curated record. Gene Ontology annotation, biological process: semaphorin-plexin signaling pathway; negative regulation of axon extension involved in axon guidance; positive regulation of cell migration. NCBI's taxonomy places the organism in Eukaryota, Metazoa, Chordata, Actinopteri, Clupeiformes, Clupeidae.
UCAGUCCAGUCCAGUCAGACGGAGUGAGUGAGCGAUCCUACAGUCCAGCAGACAAACGAGAAGAGGAAAAAGUGAUCCAAGGAAACCCCAAAGCUCCUCUUUGACCAGCAGAGAGGGACAGAGAGAGAGAGGGACACAGAGAGAGAGAGAAGGACCCAGGGGAACAAGAGGAAGAAGGAGAGAAAGAGACAGCACUGCAGUGGACACUCGUGAGUGGGAGCUAAAAAAGCAACUGGGAGAAACUCUUUUCCCAAACGGACACUGCAGAGCGCGAACACACACACACACACACUUCGGCUGCCUGUGCUGUGAUUCUCAUUAGCUUCUGGUGGCAGUGAUUGAGUGUGUGUGUGAGCAAGGCUGAGAGCGUGUGAGAGUGUGUGUGUGUGUGAGAGAGAGAGAGGGAGAGUGUAUGCGUGCGUGUGUGUGUGAGAGCCGGCUGCUCCACUGGAGUCCACGGGACCAUGGCACCUGGCAAAAAGCGGCAAAGCUGAGGACACACUCCCACACACACACACACACACACUUCACAAGAGGAGCAAAGGACUGCAGAACGGAAAAAGAGCAAAGGGUACCAGUACUUUGAGUGCUCACGUGUAAACACCUCACUGUAGCUGAGGAGACAUCGGAGGACAGACAGCCACCACGGGCUGUGAUUGGACGGCUUCAAGAUGAUGACCAUGAUGAUGAUGAUGCUCAUGAUGAUGAUGACGACGGUGAUGAUGAUGAUGGUGUUUGGAUCACUGCUGCUGGUACAGGCCUCAUCUUCAUCCCCACCCUCCACCUCCGCCUCGGCCCCACGCAUGAAGCUCUCAUACAGAGAACUCCAGCAGCUAAACGGAGUGCGGCGGUAUGACCUUGACCGCUCCUGCUGCUUCGGGACGCUGCUGUUGGACGAGGAGCGUGGCCGUCUGUUUGUGGGAGCGCGCAACUUCCUGCUCUCGCUCAACCUGGAGAACAUCAGCAAGCAGGAACACAAGAUCUACUGGCCAGCCCCUGUGGAGUGGAGGGAGGAGUGCAAUUGGGCGGGAAAAGACAUCAACACUGACUGUGUGAACUAUGUGAAAGUUCUGCACCAUUUUAACCGCACACACCUGUAUGCCUGUGGCACUGGGGCCUUCCAUCCAGCCUGCAUCCACGUAGAGGUGGGCCAAAGGAUGGAGGACCAUGUUUUCCGGAUUGACCAAUCUAAAGUUGAGGAUGGGAAGGGGAGGAGCCCAUAUGACCCUCGCCAUACAGCUGCUUCAGUUCUGAUUGAGGAUGAGCUGUAUGCUGGAGUGGCCACUGAUCUGAUGGGGCGGGACUUCACCAUCUUCCGCAGUCUGGGCCGAAAACCAUCCAUCCGCACCGAGCAGCAUGACUCGCGCUGGCUCAAUGAGCCCAAGUUUGUGGGGGCCUCCUGGGUCCCCGAGAGUGAGAACGAGGAUGAUGACAAGAUCUUCUUCUUCUUCCGGGAGACGGCGGUGGAGGCGCAGGGCUUUGGGAAGGUCACCUACGCUCGGAUUGGUCAGCUGUGCCGAAAUGACAUGGGAGGCCAGCGCAGCCUUGUGAAUAAGUGGGCGACAUUCUUGAAGACUCGGCUUGUGUGCUCAGUGCCAGGAAGUGAUGGCAGCGAGACCCACUUCGAUGAACUCCGUGAUGUCUUCCUGCUACAGACCAGAGACAGGAAGAACCCACUUUUCUACACCAUCUUCACCACCUCCAGUAGUGUGUUUCGGGGGUCAGCCGUGUGUGUGUACACCAUGAGUGACAUCAGACGGGCCUUCCUGGGGCCCUUCGCCCACAAAGAGGGGCCAAACUACCAGUGGGUCCCCUACCAGGGCAAGGUCCCCUACCCACGACCAGGCAUGUGUCCCAGCAGGACCUACGGAAGCUUUGAGUCCACUAAGGGCUUCCCCGACAGCGUCAUCCAGUUUGCCCGGCAUCACCCGCUCAUGUUUAACCCUGUGACCCCACUGGGUGGCCGGCCCGUCUUCCUGAGCACCUCGCCAGAACACAGCUUCACUCAGAUCACCGUGGACCGCGUCAACGCGGCCGACGGCCAGUACGACGUCAUGUUCAUCGGCACAGAUGUGGGCGCGGUGCUGAAGGUGAUCUCGGUGCCCAACAAGAAAAGCAACACAGCUCUGCUGCUGGAGGAACUCCAAGUGUUCAAGGACUCCUCAUCCAUCAUUAACAUGCAGAUAUCAUCUAAACGACAACAGCUGUAUGUGAGCUCGGACACAGGUGUGGUUCAGCUGCCUCUGCACCGCUGCAGUGUGUAUGGGAAAGCGUGUGCAGAGUGCUGUUUGGCACGUGACCCUUACUGUGCAUGGGACGGGAACACCUGCACCAGAUACCUACCCAAUACCAAAAGGCGGUUUCGGCGACAGGAUGUGAGAAAUGGGGACCCUAACACACUCUGCUCAGGAGACCACAACAAGCAGCGCGUCCUGGAGAAGAAACUGUAUGGGGUGGAGGACAGCAGCUCGUUUCUGGAGUGCAUCCCCAAAUCCCUGCAAGCCAAGGUCACAUGGACCUUCCAGAGGCAUCCCAACAGCCCGCGUGAAGAGGUCCGUCUGGACGAGCGUGUCAUGCAGCUGGACAGGGGCUUGCUGCUGAGGAGUGUCCACCGACGGGACGCGGGCGUCUACCAGUGCCACGCCACCGAGCACGACUUCACCCAGACCCUGCUGCACCUCACCCUGGACGUGGUGCCCUCCGCCACCCUCAACCCCCGCUCCGUGCUGCCCAAUCAGAAGCCAUGGUACCGGGACUUCCUGCAGCUGCUGGACCAACCCAACAUGAGCGCGGUGGAUCAGGUGUGCCAGCAGGUGUGGUCGCGUAAGCACCCCAGCCAAUCAGGGAAGAGCAUUCCCAGUCCAGCGAAAGUGGCGCCCCCUUUUGAGAAAAAGAGCAGCGUCCAGAAAGUGUGGAAGAUGAAGAAGGGCCGGAGCCGAAGAACCCACGACAGACACUCCCCCAGAGCGCCUCGCAGCGCUGGAGAAUAGCGAGGGAGAGAGAAAGGGAGAGAGAUGGAGAAAGAGAGAGAGAGAGAGAGAGAGAGAGAGAGAGAGAGAGAGAGAGAGAGAGAGAGAGAGAGAGAGAGAGAGAGAGAGAGAGAGAGAGAGAGAGAGAGAGAGAGAGAGAGAGAGAGAGACUACACCUAAAUACACAGAGUAAGCACAGUCACAUUGAUCAGCAUGGAUCAAUUCAUCACCAAUUCACCAUCCUCCUGAAUCCAAUCUGAUCAUUCGGUCACUUGGCACAAACACAUGCAAACACAAAACACACACACACAUACAAACGCACACAAGGUUUUCAUGGAAUUUUUCUGGAACUAUAGAACAGUGAAACUGGAAAAUGCUCUGACUCAUAUGCACACCCCUCGCCCCAGACACACACACACACACACACUAACCCUGAGACUAGCAGAGAGACGGACAUGCACAAUGCUAUCCUUAUGAUUGGGAGACAACACUGGUCCAGAGGGAGCGUGGACAUGGCAGUGACCUCACUCUGGACUGCAAAUGAGAGGACUAGAGGAUUCUACACUUCAUGUGACCCCUCCAUCUCCAGUGAAGCCCAGCGGAACUAUUUGACCGCACAAACUGUACACCAGCGUGGAGAAUACACGUGCAUGAGCACAGCAACCACUUACACUCUCACACACGCUCACAGAAAAACACACACACACACACACACACGCACAUGGCAAACAUUCACACAUACAAAGAUAUCUACACACAUUUGGUUUCCUUUUUCUCACAUAAAGUUCAGAAGAAGCAUGAGCUAUGUAGGCCGAUCAUCAUCAUACUUACACAAGGAACCUUCCUUCAAACGCACACAUGACAUUAGUUAGUACACAUGUAUGCAUACUUUCAGUGUUUUCAAUAUAGUCUAUGUGUGUGCUGUGGUUUGUGGUAGAGUUAGACUUUGAUAUACUGCCUUUUUUGCAGAAAACCACUGAUGGCAUUCCAAACCAUACUGGGCACGCUCACAACUAGCCAAUCAACAUCAGCACAAAGCUGUAAGAUUAGAUACUCAACUCUAUGGUACAGAACAUGGGAGAGGGCUCUCUAUCUCUUGGUACAGAUGGUCAGAUAGAAGACAUAAUGUUUAUUUAGUUGUUUAUUUAAAAAGAUUUGUUGGAGUUGUUUAUAUUUGUUUGAGUAUGACGUGUGUUGUGUGCUGGGGCUAAAGUUUCGCUGCUUGUCUGAGCUGAUCCUGAGCCUGUGUCCUGCCUGUUUACAAGACCAAAACAACCCCAACGCGUCCACAUCAGAGGCACCACAGAGAUCAUGCUUCUCCACAUAAACACUACCACAGGACACUGACAGCAUGAGCUCUCACAGGAGAGAAUGACAUCGCAAAAUAACCUCAGAACAACUGGGAUGCAGCAGCAUUACGAUCACUACACAAAUACAACACACACACAUAUACACACACACGCACACACACACACACACACACACACACGUACACAGAUGUAAUACACAUCUGUAGUCGACCAGGCAGAAUCAGGAUCUUGAGGAGAGGCUUAGAGAAUCAACAAGGAGGCUGCCAGUCUGCACACAACAUCAACCCACCGGUGCAUUGGGGCUUGAGAAGCAAUAACUGGAAUUUUGAGGGUUCAGUGUUUGAAUUUAUUUAAGAAUACGGCUUUUACGACUUUACGACUUUAUUUAACUCGACCCCUCACUUUCAAAUGAUUUUACCAGUGAGAUGGGUUCCGUGAGAGAUUUGGACCAUAAUCUCUUUGUAUGCAGUUUCAACUACAGUUCAAUCCAAAGAUCCAUGAGAACACACUCUGUGCCAAACACAUUAUAUAGACGUUAGAAUUAGUUUGGGUCUCUCUGUGUUUGUUUGGACUGUUAAUAAGUAACUUAGAAACCUGUUAUAAAACACUAUUCUGUCAUCUGAAUCUGUCAUUUAAAAAAUGGAGAAAUGGAGUAGCAUCUAGAAAUGCUAUUCAGACUGCAUAGUUCAAUAAUUCAAGGAGAAAUGUGAUAUCCUUACACUUCAAAAUAGAAAAAAUAAACAAAACAUAAUCUCUACUGCCCUAACAAAAAAUUCAGAAACAAAGUUUUAAUUUAAUAAAUAUUCAACUAUG